Fopius arisanus is the source of this 939-nucleotide messenger RNA. Lineage: Eukaryota; Metazoa; Arthropoda; Insecta; Hymenoptera; Braconidae. The record is from RefSeq and is a predicted model, not a curated record.
AUGGCAAAGCGCGAACCCGAGAAGGUCGCUAAUUCGAGGAAAUCAAUUAAAGCGGUGGACCAUAAUGAAGGAUUUGGCCAUUUUACUAUUGUCAAUCGUAAUUCGAAAAUAAAAAGAAUAGCUCCAAAUCUAUUCCUUUUUUUUUAUUACAUUGAUGAAGAAAAUGUCCAAUUGUGUUGGAGGAAAAAUGAAGUCAAUUCUAGAGAAUUGUGCCAUCAUAGAAUAUUAAAAAUGCAAAUCCCGUUCCAAAAAAACCUAAAAAUGUCAGAAACAUAUAUGGGAAAGAAAUCCAAAAGAUCUCGUAAAAGAGACGAACUAUUAGAGAGAUUAUUGAAUAAAGUGCAAAAUAUAGAAGAGAAGUUGGAGAUUCUACCAGAUAAUUCUGAAAAUAAAGCGCCGAAUAACCAAGAGAAUCUAGAAGAACACACCAGGAAUACACCAGAAUCAUCCACAAGUGUGUCAGAAGCAUUGGUGGAUAUGACGGCUGAGGAAAACAGGGAAGACGAGCCUAAUGAGGAUUGGAUAAAAUUCCUGGGUGAUGACCCAACUUCCAGUCAGGCAGAAAAACUGCAUAUUAAUGGAGAUCUUUUGAAGAGAUGGGUAUUUUUCUGUAAAGAAGGAGUAAAGAAGGAAGAUCUAGAGUCACUUAUGAGUAAAUAUGCAUGUGUAUGGGAACUAGAAACCCCAAAACUAAAUGCGCAAAUCGCGGCUGCCAUGAAGGACAUUGCCAUUGUAAGAGAUAAACAUAUGGUGGAAAUUCAAAAGAUGGCAGGAACAGCUCUGUCAAUCUUGGGUUCAGUGGUUACCAAUAUUUACCAGGAGAGUAAUGACUUUGAUUUGGAAAAAUUCUUGACACGUAUACGUGAUUCGGAGAAAAUUCUGACUGCCAUUAUACAAAAACAGUCAUAUACAAGAAAGGCCUUCAUUGAACCUGUCUGA